AUGGCGCCUACUAUCCCCUCCCCAACCCCCAUCAUUGGCAUCCAAAACCCAGGCGGCAAGCCCAGCCAGCGUCUUCCCGUCGACGUCUUCCAGAGAGAUCACCCCAUUGCCUUUGCUCUGUAUGUACAGGCUCUCGCUGCCUGGCAGGCCAACGGCAAUGAGAAGUUUGACCAGGACAAUGCCAAUGGCACGAGCUAUUUCCAAGUCGUCGGUGUACACGGCGUCCCCUAUGUCUCAUGGCAGCAGGACCCUACCGCCGAGACUGUAGCAAACAUCGGGUACUGCACCCACCGAAGUGUCCUGUUCAUCCCAUGGCACCGACCAUACCUGAUGCUCUACGAGCAAAUCAUCCACUCGUAUGCCGAGGAGAUCGCAAACAAGGCGACUGGAUAUGCUGCCGAGGCGUACAAGAAGGCCCUCCAAGAUGUUCGGCUACCGUACUGGGACUGGGCCAGCGAUCCUCACCUCCCCGCCGUCGUCAUGUCCCCAACCAUUACCCUCACCGUCCCCGGCGACUCUCCCAACUCCCAAAAGAAGCUCAAUCUCGACCACAACCCCCUGUACUCGUAUAAAUUCACAUCCAAGUUCGCCAUCAAUACAAUCCAGAACGAGAUGGGCUGGGAGAAGACUGACGCUUGGGCCGAGUCUAAGCGCUGUCCCGACGCCGAUGGUCAGAGCAACCAGGAGAUCGCCAACGUCCAAGUUGGAACCUUCCAUAUCUUCAAGAGUCAGACGUUCCAGUCUCUCACUGCUGUCAAGGACUUUGAUCAGUUCACUUGUCAGGCUUGGAGGCCCAAGGAAGUGCCACAUGCAUACAACUCCGUUGAGGGUAUGCACAACAACAUCCACAACUACACCGGUACCAACGACACGGUCUUGUAUGAUGAAAACACCAAGCGUCUUGGAAGCAUGACGGACGUCCAAGCCAGCUCUUUCGAUCCUGUCUUCUGGCUGCAUCACGUCAACUGUGAUCGCCUCACUGCUCUCUGGCAGGCCCUGAACCCCAACUGCAUCAUCAACGAGUGGCCAUCUUUGAACGACCGCUUCGUCGCCAAGGAGGGAACCAACGAAGGCGGGGCUUCCAACCUCGAGCCUUGGCAUAAAUCUUCUGCGCACACCAUGGAAGACUACUAUGUUGCCAAUGACACCAAAGAACUCUCGAGUACUUUCCUCGGUGGUUACUACUACCCUGAAACUCCUCUUGAGUACUUCCGGGAUCCGGAGCAGAUGAAGAAGUACACCACGAGGAAGAUUUAUGAGCUGUAUGCACCACCCAACCUGCGCCCUCCUCCUCUUCGUGAGGGUAAGGGAUUCAAGGGAAUCCAGCCUCCCGCGGAAGCCAACCCCGGAGAAACCACCCGUCAGUGGCAAGUCUUCCUGCGCGUCAAGAACUUUGCCCUCACAGGCACCUGGGCCAUUCACGUCUUCCUGGGCCAACUGCCCGAUGCGACCGAGGAUUGGUUCCUCUCCGAGAACCGUGUCGGAACCGUCACCAUGCUGUCCAACCGCUCGAAGCAGCACUGCGCUAAUUGCGUGAAGCAAGAUGCGAGCGGUAUUCUUGUCACAGGCACUGUGUCGCUGAAUGAGGCAUUGGAGAAACGAGGUAUCGAUGUUGAGGACAAGGACGCCGUGAUUGCAUACUUGAAGAAGGAGUUGUCGUGGAGAGCUGUCAAGGACACCGUUAACGUGCCACUGACCCAUGAUCUGUCGCUCACCGUGGGAGUCUCGGCUCAGGAUGUCUCGAUCCCUCAUUCACCUGGUCAGAUGCCCCAGUGGGGAGAAUCUCACGUCUACCCUGAGAUUACGGCGGGCAAGGAUUGCGGUUUGAGCGAAGGUAACCGGUCCAAGCUUCAUGUUUAA
Fusarium keratoplasticum is the source of this 1860-nucleotide messenger RNA. Its product is annotated as Tyrosinase. Lineage: Eukaryota; Fungi; Ascomycota; Sordariomycetes; Hypocreales; Nectriaceae. The transcript is spliced from 5 exons. Bases 1 to 1860 code for a protein of 619 amino acids. Gene Ontology annotation, molecular function: oxidoreductase activity. The record is from RefSeq and is a predicted model, not a curated record.